CUACCUUGAAAAUGUGUCUGAAAUACCAAUGCCAAAAAUUGUAACCAAUGAAAGUGUAACAACAGAUAAUGAAUAUAUUAUCAAUAAUAUUACUUUUAAUGAAAGAGCAUUAAAUCAUGCAAAAAAUUUUGCAACAUCCACUCUUGAAGAUUUAGAACAAGAUAAAAGAGAUAUUAAUUGGUUAAUAUUAGACGUUGACUUGCAAUUAGAGAUUGAGUCUAUGUGA
Molecule: messenger RNA, 226 nt
Organism: Ambispora gerdemannii
Lineage: Eukaryota; Fungi; Glomeromycota; Glomeromycetes; Archaeosporales; Ambisporaceae
Source: the annotation of a GenBank genome assembly